UCUGACCGUUGACCCGGAAACGCUUAGGGCAGCUCCUCGGAUGCCCGGAGUACGCCAUGGUAUUCCUCACGACGCGGCUCUGGCUGCGGAACCGCAUCACAGACCGCUUUUGGCGCGUUCAGGAGGUGCUGAAACAUGCUCGGCAUUUUAAGGGAAGGAAGAAUCGCUGCUACCGGCUGGCCGUGAGGGCGGUGACCCGAGCCUUCGUGAAGUGCACGCGUGCCCGCAGACUGAAGAAGCGGAACCUGAGGACCCUCUGGAUUAAUCGGAUUACAGCUGCCUCCCAGGAACAUGGUUUACAGUACCCAGCAUUCAUUGCCAACUUAAUUAAGAGCCAGGUGGAGCUCAACAGGAAAGUACUUGUGGACCUGGCCAUCUAUGAACCAAAGACUUUUAAAUCUUUGGCAGCUUUGGCAAAGAGGAGGCAGCAAGAAGGAUUUGCUGCAGCUUUGGGGGAUGGAAAGGAGCCUGAGGGCAUCUUUUCCAGAGUGGUGCAAUACCGGUGAAGGCUGCAGUGCUGUGGGGAUUGUUAUAAACAAGACAGGAGCAAAAGGACUGUCUAGUCACCAGUAAGUCUGACUUGUAUUUAUUUACAUUUUUGCAACAGGCCCCAGAGAAAAGGUUUUCAUUCAGCCCCAAAACUGCCCUGUAAAGAUUGUACAAAUAAAAGCCUUUGCAGUGUUCAA
Molecule: messenger RNA, 686 nt
Organism: Phodopus roborovskii (desert hamster)
Lineage: Eukaryota; Metazoa; Chordata; Mammalia; Rodentia; Cricetidae
Gene: Mrpl20
Product: mitochondrial ribosomal protein L20
Exons: 4
Coding region: 57-506 (149 amino acids)
Biological process (GO): ribosomal large subunit assembly; translation
Cellular component (GO): ribosome
Molecular function (GO): structural constituent of ribosome; rRNA binding
Source: RefSeq, a predicted model, not a curated record